Molecule: messenger RNA, 456 nt
Organism: Seminavis robusta
Lineage: Eukaryota; Bacillariophyta; Bacillariophyceae; Naviculales; Naviculaceae
Source: the annotation of a GenBank genome assembly
AUGAAUGGAUACAAGGGGAUACUUGCCAAACGACGACAAGAGAUGCUGCAAACCUUUCCCAUGCGACUGGAACAAGUGGCAACAAAAUAUGGAAAAUGGAUCCUGAACUGUCCUACAAAUACCAUUUCGUUUGGGGUUACACUCGACAAUCCGGUACCAGCGCGAAAAGAUGAAGACCGAGAGGACGCCUAUCUUAGAGCACGGGACAUUUCGGCGUUUGGAUCCAUGCUCUUCAGUCGAUGUGUGAGCGGGACCCGAGUGAUGCCAAGAGCACAAUCCAAAACAAUGGGUGAGUUUGUCGGAUUUGGAAGCUCGGUUGUGGGGAUACGCCCAUGCAUACAUGACGGCAGCAUGUGCCGUUGGAUUGACAAGACUCUUCAAGAAAAGCACGACAACAAGCAACCUAACAGUUUUUACUCCAAAAGAGUUUCUUUAUCGCAACACGCUGUUGCUUAG